This is a messenger RNA of Phragmites australis (common reed), 1259 nucleotides long. RefSeq names its product calmodulin-lysine N-methyltransferase-like. The coding region runs from base 41 to 1075 and encodes 344 amino acids. The record is from RefSeq and is a predicted model, not a curated record. The transcript is spliced from 7 exons. Gene Ontology annotation, molecular function: calmodulin-lysine N-methyltransferase activity. Gene Ontology annotation, cellular component: cytoplasm. Lineage: Eukaryota; Viridiplantae; Streptophyta; Magnoliopsida; Poales; Poaceae.
UUCCCUCAAACGGAGCCACACACAUCUCGGGCUUCUCCUCAUGGACUCCUCGCCUUCCCCGUCGCCGGCGCCCGCUCGAUCCCGUGGCGCCUCCAAUGCCACCCUGCGGUGGGACAUCCUUCGCCGCGCCCUGCUCGCUCGCUCCUCCUCCUCCUCCUCUCGCGCGCCAGAGGGAACUUCCAGUGACCAGCAGAAUAAAGAUAAUACCAACAACAUUUCAAGAAAGGCAUCGCGUGGCUUUAACCUGAUUGAAUGCCAUUCAUUGCCAAUUUCACAGUUAGCUAAAUCACUUGGGAAUUCAUUAAACGGAAAUGAAAAUGAUUUGGAGUGCCAAAAGGAUGUUUAUGUUUAUUAUAAGCUGCCUUGUGGAGGUUCCUCUAAACUUAAUCUAGUGUACAGAAGAGAGGAUUCCCUUGAACUGAAUGACAUUGAAGCUUCGAACAGAUACAAUAUCGAUACUACUGGACUAGUAUGUUGUUGGCCAUCAGAAGAAGUCCUUGCCUACUACUGUAUUAACCACUUGGAUAUGUUCAGGUCCAAGAAAGUGCUUGAGCUUGGAUCUGGUUAUGGAUUGGCUGGGCUUGUUAUUGCAGCCACUACAAAUGCUGAUGAGGUUGUUAUUUCUGAUGGAAACCCACAAGUAGUUGCAUAUAUUCAGAAGAACAUAUCCAUCAAUGCAGAAAAUUUUGGUGAGACAAAGGUUAAAUCUAUGAUACUGCAUUGGGACAAAGAGCAAGCUUCAGAAAUAUUGAAUACUUUUGACAUAAUUGUUGCAAGUGACUGCACAUUCUUCAAGCAAUUCCAUCAGAGCCUUGCCCGGGCAGUCAAAUCCCUGUUGAAGCAUUCGGUGACCUCACAGGCCAUCUUUCUGAGCCCCAAAAGAGGUGAUUCACUCGAUAAAUUCCUGGAAAUAAUCGAAGAGAAUGGUUUGUGUUGUGAGUUGAUUGAGAAUUAUGAUCCUACUGUCUGGAAUCAGCACAAAAAAUAUGUGGCUGGUGAUGACAGAACCUGGCCCAAUUAUGAUGAGGAACAUUGCUAUCCUUUGCUGGUUAGGAUUAGCUCUUUUAGUGAAUAGUCAUUUUUGGACAGUUCUGUUUGAUGAUUCAUUUGUAAUGCAUGAUCUCAUAAGAUAAUCUGCUAGCUUGCCUUAAUUUGGUAUUUGUUGCUGUAGCAUUGUUGUUGCUAUUGUGUAUUCAAUUCCCCAUGAGGGUCUUGCAACAUCCCUUUUAUCGUUCUAUUGCUAUUGUGUAUUCAAUUCA